This is a messenger RNA of Callorhinchus milii (elephant shark), 1068 nucleotides long. Its product is annotated as voltage-dependent calcium channel gamma-5 subunit. Gene Ontology annotation, biological process: neurotransmitter receptor internalization; positive regulation of synaptic transmission, glutamatergic; transmission of nerve impulse. The record is from RefSeq and is a predicted model, not a curated record. Gene Ontology annotation, cellular component: postsynaptic density membrane; AMPA glutamate receptor complex. Bases 195 to 1034 code for a protein of 279 amino acids. The transcript is spliced from 7 exons. Lineage: Eukaryota; Metazoa; Chordata; Chondrichthyes; Chimaeriformes; Callorhinchidae. Gene Ontology annotation, molecular function: voltage-gated calcium channel activity; channel regulator activity.
GAGACAUCGUUGCAAGUGAUACUGUGGAGGACAGCUGAUGAAUAAGACAUCCUGUGGCUAUUGGGUGUUAAGGUAUUCCUGAUUUCUCUCAGCAGCUUGCUGACGAUUCAUCCCUCCCCAUCCAAGGCUGUAACUGACCUGCCAUCACACACACACACACGCGGUUGAAGUGCAGGCUCCCGGGAAGUGGGCUGAUGUUGUGUGGGAUCCAGACAUGCGGCCGGAAGGCGCUGACCCUGCUGAGCAGUGUGUUUGCGGUGUGUGGGCUGGGGCUGCUGGGUGUGGCUGUCAGCACCGAUUACUGGCUGUACCUGGAGGAGGGCACCAUCUCCCCCCAGAACAUGACGGCCAACAUCCGGAUGUCCCUGCACUCCGGCCUCUGGAGGGUCUGCUUCCUGACAGGGAAGGAGCAUGGCCGCUGUUUCACCAUUGAGUACAUCAUGCCCUCCAGUGUCCAACUGACAUCCGAAUCCACCAUCAGCGUUUUAAAAAUGAUCCGCUCGGCAACCCCCUUCCCGCUGGUCAGUCUGUUCUUCAUGUUCAUUGGCUUCGUGCUGAACAACAUCGGACACAUCCGGCCUCACCAGACAAUCCUGGCCUUCGUUUCUGGAAUUUUCUUCAUCUUGUCCGGCCUGUCUCUGGUGGUGGGGCUGGUACUGUACAUAUCUAACAUUAACGACGAGAUCCUGAGCAGAACCAAGGAGGUGGACGGCUAUUUUCACUACCAGUACGGAUGGUCUUUUGCCUUCUCGGCCAUAUCAUUCCUGCUGACAGAGAGCGCUGGCGUGAUGUCCGUGUACCUCUUCAUGAAGAGAUACACGGCGGAGGAGAUCUACCGCCCGCACCCCAACUUUUACAGACCCCGACUCAGCAACUGCUCCGACUACUCCGGGCAGUUCCUGCACCCGGAGGGCUGGCCGCGGGGACGAAGCCCCUCAGACAUUUCCAGCGAAGCUUCACUGCAGAUGAACACCAGCUACCCGGCCCUCCUCAAAUGCCCAGAUUACAACAUCAUCUCCUCCUCACCCUGCUGAGCUCACUUCCCCCAGCCUCUGUACGCACUACAUC